AUCAUGAUGAGAAUUGAUGAUCGGACACGCUGAUUUCAUUGUCUGAGGCGGCAGUGGAGACCCAGGAAAAAUCUCGCUGAAUCCGCCUGCCCCAGCACUGGCCUGAUCUGGGAUCCUCUGAUCCCUUCCGUGACCGCACCACGCCCGAGAUGAAUCUACGUUCUGUAUUUACUGUAGAGCAACAAAGGAUUUUACAGCGUUAUUAUGAAAAUGGAAUGACAAAUCAAAGUAAAAAUUGCUUCCAGCUCAUAUUACAGUGUGCACAGGAGACUAAGCUGGACUUCAGUGUAGUCAGGACGUGGGUUGGCAAUAAAAGAAGAAAAAUGAGUAGCAAAAAUUCUGAAUCAGGAACAACUGCAACUGCUUCUGGUACCUCUUUGGCAGCUCCAGACAUUACAGUCAGAAAUGUGGUUAAUGCUGCUCAACCCUCAAACCAACAAUCUUGGACAUCAGCCAACAAUGACGUCAUUGUUACUGGUAUAUACAGUCCAGCCAGUUCGUCAAGUAGACCAGGGACAACCAAGCAUACAAAUACACAAAUUACAGAAGCGCAUAAAAUUCCUAUUCAGAAAACAACCAACAAAAAUGAUACUGAAUUUCAGUUGCACAUUCCUGUUCAAAGACAAGUAGCACACUGUAAAAAUGCCUCCCUGCUCCUGGGUGAAAAGACAAUUAUUUUGUCAAGACAGACAAGUGUCCUAAAUGCCGGAAACUCAGUAUACAACCAUACAAAGAAAAACUAUGGCAGCUCUUCAGUACAAGCUUCUGAAAUCACAGUACCUCAAAAGCCAUCUGUGUGCCACAGACCUUGCAAAAUUGAGCCCAUUGGGAUUCAAAGAUCAUAUAAGCCUGAACACACAGGUCUAGCAUCACACAACUUAUGUGGACAAAAGCCAACAAUUAGAGAUCCUUACUGCAGAACUCAGAAUUUGGAAAUCCGCGAAGUUUUUUCCCUGGCAGUUAGUGAUUACCCCCAGAGAAUUCUGGGGAACAAUGUACCACAGAAGUCUAGCUCAGCAGAAGGAACUUGUUUGUCCAUUGCCAUGGAGACAGGAGAUGCUGAGGAUGAAUAUGCCAGAGAAGAAGAGUUGGCAUCGAUGGGAGCACAAAUAUCAAGCUACUCAAGAUUUUAUGAAAGUGGCAGUUCCCUUCGAGCUGAGAACCAAAGUACAACUUUGUCUGGACCAGGAAGAAACAUGCCAAAUUCACAAAUGGUGAAUAUCAGAGAUUUGUCAGACAACGUACUGUAUCAAAAUAGAGACUACCAUUUGACACCACGGACCUCAUUACAUACAGCCUCGAGUACGAUGUACAGUACUACAAAUCCAUCAAGGAAUAAUUUUUCUCCACAUUUUGCAUCGUCAAACCAAUUGAGGUUAUCACAAAACCAAAACAAUUACCAGAUUUCAGGAAACCUUACUGUGCCUUGGAUUACAGGGUGUUCUAGAAAAAGAGCACUACAGGACCGUACUCAAUUCAGUGACCGAGACUUAGCCACACUUAAGAAGUACUGGGACAACGGCAUGACAAGCUUGGGCUCUGUUUGCAGAGAGAAAAUAGAAGCCGUUGCAACUGAAUUAAAUGUUGACUGUGAAAUAGUUCGGACUUGGAUUGGGAACCGAAGAAGGAAAUAUCGUUUAAUGGGGAUUGAAGUUCCACCCCCCAGAGGAGGCCCUGCUGAUUUCUCUGAACAGCCAGAGUCUGGUUCUUUGUCUGCACUCACACCAGGAGAGGAAGCUGGGCCUGAAGUAGGAGAGGAUAAUGACAGAAAUGAUGAAGUAUCCAUCUGUUUGUCUGAAGGAAGCUCUCAAGAAGAGCCCAACGAAGCUGUUCCGAAUGAGGCCACGACGCAUAAGGAGGAGGAUCACCAUGCAGAAUCCACAGAUAAUGUGAAAAUAGAAAUUAUCGAUGAUGAGGAAAGUGACUUGAUAAGUAAUUCCGAAGUAGAACAAGUGAAUUCUCUUUUGGAUUACAAGAAUGAAGAAGUCAGAUUCAUUGAAAAUGAGCUAGAGAUUCAGAAACAAAAAUACUUCAAACUUCAGACUUUUGUUAGAAGCUUGGUACUGGCUAUGAAAGCUGAGGAUAAAGAACAACAGCAGGCAUUGCUGUCAGAUUUACCUCCUGAAUUAGAAGAGAUGGAUUUCAAUCAUGCCUCACCGGAGCCUGAUGAUACCUCAUUCAGUGUGUCUUCUUUAUCAGAGAAAAAUGCCUCUGACAGUUUGUGAUUGGGGGGGCGGGGAUAUGUGAUGGAGCCUUUGGCUGCCUAACA
Molecule: messenger RNA, 2269 nt
Organism: Ochotona princeps (American pika)
Lineage: Eukaryota; Metazoa; Chordata; Mammalia; Lagomorpha; Ochotonidae
Gene: HDX
Product: highly divergent homeobox
Exons: 10
Coding region: 150-2225 (691 amino acids)
Biological process (GO): regulation of transcription by RNA polymerase II
Molecular function (GO): RNA polymerase II cis-regulatory region sequence-specific DNA binding; DNA-binding transcription factor activity, RNA polymerase II-specific
Source: RefSeq, a predicted model, not a curated record